Molecule: messenger RNA, 339 nt
Organism: Echinostoma caproni
Lineage: Eukaryota; Metazoa; Platyhelminthes; Trematoda; Plagiorchiida; Echinostomatidae
Source: the annotation of a GenBank genome assembly
AUGCUCGUGAACGCCAAGGACGUCCGGAUAUGCGGUCUGUUGGGUGCUGCUCGAGUCAUUUACGAGCUGGGAGGUGUUCGUGGAUUCGGUCGAGGCUUGGGUGCUCGAGUACUAUCAGCCGUCCCGGGAACAGCUAUAUCCUGGUCUGUCUACGAAUACUUCAAAUGGUUGCUGAAAAGUAAAUCAAACAGUCCAAGCUCAGGAUCUGAAGCUGCACGUGAGACUUGUAGUUCCACUCGGUCAGUCUUCUUGCCGGCGUCUAGGGAGGUUUCUUGUGCUGUAAAUCCCUCGAUAAAUCGAGAAUCAUUGAAAGACAGCAUUCCAAAUCUAGAUAAAUGA